AUGGGGUCCACCGGAGACAAUCUCGAGCCCUCCCCGUGGCAUCACGAGCCAGCGCUCUGCCAGGUGGAGGUCAAGGGGAUAGAGACCUGCGUCAACGGGCUCCCGACGACCAACCCGCAGGGCCGCGCGCUCUACGGUGACGGCUUCCUCCAUCUGAUCAAGGGGGCAACCAAGAAGCAGUACGAAGCAGGCGAGUACUUCUUCCGCAAGGGCGACCGCGCGCAGCUGUUCUUCGUCAUCCUCUCUGGCGAGGCCUCCGUGAUCGACGAGGAUACCUCCACCGUCGUCGACGUACUCGGCCCGGGCUGCAUCUUUGGCGAGUCGGCGCUCCUCAACAACCGCGACGAUCGGGUCCGCACGCUCUCCGCCAGGACGGGGUGCGAGGUGCUCACGGUGCCAAAGGAGGCGCUGUACAAGGAGCUGCGCCUCGCCAGGCCCGAACUCCCGACCUUUCCAUCGCGCGAGGAGCUCGUGCUCGCAUUCAUCCAGAUGGUGGUCCCAUCGGAGGCCAAAUAUACGAGGCGGGUGCAGUACGGCGAGGAAAUUUUCCGGCAGGGCAACCGGGGCGAUCCGGCCCUCUACAUUGUCAACGCGGGAGAUUUCGAGGUGCUGCACCAAGAGCCACACCUGGCCGAGGUGAAGGUGUCUUCGCUCGGCCGCGGCGAGUGCUUUGGGUACGUCUCGCUGCUCUCGGAGAACCCGUUCAACCCAAAGCGCUUCACGUCGGAGCUCAAGCGCACGCGCGACGAGCUCAACUACUCCGCGAUGGCCAAGUUCGGCGCCAACAAAAUCCACCACUGGCGGGGCUGCUGA
This is a messenger RNA of Emiliania huxleyi CCMP1516, 813 nucleotides long. RefSeq lists its product as hypothetical. Bases 1 to 813 code for a protein of 270 amino acids. The transcript is spliced from 5 exons. Lineage: Eukaryota; Haptophyta; Isochrysidales; Noelaerhabdaceae. The record is from RefSeq and is a predicted model, not a curated record.